AUGAGCCAACGGGAUCGAAAAGUCGGUACUAUGAGACCAGAAAGACGCGGGAAAGAAGCGCCCCCAAAGUUACAUGCGCUGCAAGCGGGCAUCAAAGAAUUCUUAGACUCGCCAGAAUCACAAGCUCUCCUUGCAAGUCUUGACAUAAACACCGAAACACUAAAAGAUGCUCUGCCCAAACGAUUUACGAUAUACGAGCCUCUCGCACUUCUUCCAGCGAAUGUCUUCAGCGCACCCCCAGAAUGGGGCACAUUUAAUGCGGCGUUAUCAUCACAGCAACGAGAAUCAUUGUAUGCAUCGAUGGCCAAAAGUUUCAAGCGACUAAGCGCCACGCACAUUGCAAUGAACGCUCCUAUUACUUUGACGAACAAUAAAGGGAGUGAGAAUCGCAUGCGCAGUCCCGCGGGCCUUAUUCCCCUCUAUGGUGACUUUCAGGUUCCAAACUCAGCCUCAAAUCUGGGCGACGAGCAUGCGCAGCCGAGUGCUGAAGAUCUCAAAGCUGCUUUUUGGGUACGAACAAUACAAAAUCAUGGCAUAGUUCAAAUAUGGGCACCAUUAUACACAAUGUUCUCACGAGGAAAUGUCUCGGAAAAGGCACGUAUCCUAGGGCAAGGUCCGUUCGAAGGCAAGUUCCAGGGACUGGACAAGUCUUCUUUGCAGGGUCAAUUAUUGGCGGAUAUAAGUGUCGUUGAUAUGUAUGCUGGGAUUGGUUAUUUCGUUUUUUCUUAUCUAAAGAGAGGCGUCAAGCGUGUGUGGGGAUGGGAGCUGAAUGGCUGGUCAGUGGAGGGUUUACGGCGAGGAUGUGAAGCAAAUAAAUGGGGUUGCAGGGUUGUUCGAAUUUUGGAAAAUGGUCAACUGGAGACAUCAGUCGAAGAUUUAGUGGAUACCCUUACGGACUCUGAUAGGGCCGUGGUGUUCCAUGGAGACAACCGCUUUGCAGCGGAUAUUCUGGGAGAAAUUCAAUAUAGAAUGCAAAACUCGGAGACGUGGCGACCAGUUCGACAUGUUAAUUUGGGGCUUCUUCCAUCGUCUCAGCCAUCUUGGGAUAAUGCGUGUCGAGUGCUUGACUCGCAACAGGGAGGUUGGCUGCACGUACAUGAAAACGUUGCUGUGCAAGAGAUCGAAGAAAAAAAGGAGGCGAUAAUGGCUGAGCUGGGAGAUCUCCGAAGUAACGCUCACCAUCAAAACAGCACCCUGGAAAAUCCUCGUGUGGAAUGCUGCCAUGUGGAACGUGUGAAGACAUAUGCCCCUGGGGUUAUGCACUGCGUAUUCGAUAUUGCUUUGUCAUGA
This is a messenger RNA of Penicillium angulare, 1290 nucleotides long. RefSeq names its product tRNA(Phe) (4-demethylwyosine(37)-C(7)) aminocarboxypropyltransferase. NCBI's taxonomy places the organism in Eukaryota, Fungi, Ascomycota, Eurotiomycetes, Eurotiales, Aspergillaceae. Gene Ontology annotation, biological process: wybutosine biosynthetic process; tRNA methylation. The record is from RefSeq and is a predicted model, not a curated record. Gene Ontology annotation, molecular function: S-adenosylmethionine-dependent methyltransferase activity; tRNA methyltransferase activity. The transcript has a single exon. The coding region runs from base 1 to 1290 and encodes 429 amino acids. Gene Ontology annotation, cellular component: cytoplasm.